GGGGGAGACUCCAGAAUCGAAAGCAGGCGCGUUCACACACAAGCAAGCAGAGUCGCACGGAGAGAGAGGCAGCAGCCCUAGAGUUCAGCCUGGAAUGAAAAAGCGAGUAAAAAACCAAAGGAAAAGCCAACCCACCCUGCGGAUUCCUGUUGUUUCGGUUUGGAGGAGGGAGCUCGAAGCUUUAGCAGAGGCUCCCUGCUCUCUCCCGCCCAAACUCACGAAGUGAAGCUCUGCUGCAAGUUCUGGUCACUCUGCCUUGGGCUGAGCUGUUUGUUGUGUCUACUGCUAGCUGAAGCCGUUGCCUCAAGCAACUCCCUCUCCCUUCUCUCUAUUUCUCUCACACACUCUUUCAGACAAGAAGGCGCAAAAGAGCUUGACUUUUCAGACUGGACCCCAAAGUUGGAGCCGAGUAAGAGAGGGGUGGGGAGGGAAUCCAGACAUUCCUGGCUGCUUGUUCCUCUAAAGAGCGCUCCGGUCCGGAGACAGCUACGGGAAGGCAGCACUUCUUGGAUGCUGUCGGAUGCUCUGGGGGGCAAUAAAAUGCACUAGAGGCACCAGCAAGGCAGCGGGCGUGCUGGACAGCGGGGACUCCCGUCUAAGCCUCUGUCUCUCCCGACUGCAAACAACUUUCUCUCUCCCUGUCUUGAAAACCUGAAAGGGUUUUCCAAAACCUUUUGGAAAGGGUUUUCCAAAACCUUUUGGAAAACGCUGCACAGCUCAGCCGAAGGAAGCUUUGCGCGUGGACUCAAGGCAAACGCGGAAACUUGCGAAGAAAGAGCGGGGAAAGAAAUCCACAGCAACUUCGGGGCCCUUUUUGGCGAGAGCAGUUCUGCCUCUCUGCAAAGUAAGGGCACCUGCUAUAAAACAGACCCUGACCAUGCUCGAUCUUCAUUUGAAGAUGAUCACCUUCAUGCUUCUCUUCCUCACAGGAUUGCCAGAAAUCAGCUCUCUGGAGAUCUCUCCCAGUGACCCGGAAGUCAUCCUCAGUCUCUACAGCAAUUUUUCCCUGAUGUGCUUAGGGCAUAAUGAGGUUAUCUGGAAAAAGGAUGGCAAACAUACUCUAGACACAGUGCUGGAGAAAAGAGAUGGUACUUUUGUAAGUAUCUUCACACUUUGGAAUGUGACUGGCCUCCACACAGGAGAGUAUUCUUGUACCUACAACCAAUCCUUGAGACAAGGCUCAGCGGAGGAGAAAGCCAUCUACAUUUUCGUGCCAGACCCCUCUUUGCCCUUCCUCCCAAGCAGCAGUUUGGAGGACACAUUUGUUUUCAGCACGGGCCAUACUGAAGACAUUAUCCCCUGCCGUGUGACAGACCCCAAUACAUCAGUGAGCCUUUAUGAAAAGAAGGAUAAGGACCCAGUCCCUGCCACAUAUGACAAGCGACAAGGCUUUAAAGGGUACUUUGAAGACAGGGCCUACAUUUGCAGAGCGACACUGGAUGAGCAGGAAUUUGAUUCUGAACCCUACUAUGUCUACAUCAUCCAAGUUUCCUCUUCUCCUACCUCCACCAUCAACAUUUCUAUCAGUGCUGUGCAGACCAUUGUGAAGCAAGGUGAAAAUAUCACUGUAGUAUGUGCAGUGAGAGGCAUUGAAUUGAUUAACUACAACUGGGAUUAUCCUGGCCAAAUGGUGGGCAGGAAGGUACACCCAAUGACAGAAUUUAUACCGGGGGCCAGCCAUCAUACUAGUUCAGUCCUCACUAUCCGCAAUGUAGAGAUGACGGAUGCAGGGCAGUAUGUCUGUGAGGCUACUGACACCUAUCAUGGAGGAAAAGAAACAAAAGACAUCUUCAUUAGUGUAAUCGAUCGUGGCUUUGUGACCUUCCUCACUGUUCUGAAUGACACUGUGUUUGUUGAGCUGCAUAGAAGCCAUGUCUUCCAUGUGCAGAUUGAGGCCUAUCCAAGCCCAACCAUUGUCUGGCUACAGGAUAACCAGACCCUGACUGCAGAGAGCAACACUGAAUGUACCAUCAGCAGCAAGAAUUUGUCUGAAACCAGGUACCAAACUACCCUAUCCCUUGUAAGGAUGAAACAGAAUGAGGGAGGGUUCUACACUGUCCGAGCGUUCAAUGAAGAUGACUUUGAGGAGAUGUCUUUUUACUUGCAAGUUAACGUCCCAGCUAAGGUGACUGAUGUAAAAGAGACCAGAAACUUUUCCACUGGGGAGCAAACAGUGACAUGCAUCACAGAAGGAAUGCCCCAGCCAGAGGUUGUCUGGCACAACUGUGCUAAUGAUGCUAAACGCAGGUGCCCUGGAGAAGCUACCAGAAUCCUGGGGAACACCUCUGAAGAGAUAGAUCUUCAGACAAAUGCUACGUAUCAAGAGGACAGGAAGAUUUACAUUGUUACUAGCAAGCUGCGCCUCCACAGAGUAGAUGAACCAGUCUAUAUAAAAUGUGCCACUCAGAAUCUCCUGGGUGCACACAGCUCCCAAAUUAUCGCCCUGGUCCCCAAUAAUUUGCCUUUUAAAAUGAUCAUCACUGCAGUCAUCCUGGGCUUGUUGGUGCUCGUGUUUUUUUUCCUGGUGAUCCUCAUUGUUGUGUUGCGAAAGAAGCCUCGCUAUGAAAUCCGCUGGAAGGUGAUUGAGUCUGUCAGCUCUGAUGGACAUGAAUAUAUCUAUGUGGACCCCAUGCAGCUGCCUUAUGACUCCAGCUGGGAGCUUGCCCGGGAUAAGCUUGUCCUAGGACGCACAUUGGGCUCCGGGGCCUUUGGACGAGUGGUGGAAGCCAUAGCCCACAGCCUGAGCCACUCACAGUCCACAAUGAGGGUUGCUGUGAAAAUGCUUAAGUCUACUGCCAGAAGCAGUGAAAAGCAAGCGCUGAUGUCAGAACUGAAGAUCAUGAGCCACCUUGGGCCUCACUUAAACAUUGUCAACUUGCUUGGAGCCUGCACCAAAGGAGGCCCUAUCUACAUCAUUACGGAGUACUGUCGCUAUGGAGACUUGGUGGACUACCUGCACAGGAACAAGCAUACCUUCCUGCAGUGCUAUAGUGAGAAAGCCAAGGAAGACGCAGAGGUCUAUGGGAAUACCCCUAAUGAAGACAGGGUGCAGAGCCAUACUUCCUUAUCUGUGGACAGUGACGGGGGCUAUAUGGAUAUGAGUAAAGAUGAAUCAUUGGAUUAUGUUCCCAUGUCAGACAUGAAGGGUGAAAUCAAGUAUGUGGACAUUGAUUCCCCUAAUUAUGGUACCUCCACCUAUGAACUGGACAGCUACUCUUCCUCAGCUUCAGAAAAGGUGACUUUGAUCAACGAAUCUCCCCUCCUCAGUUACACAGAUCUUGUUGGCUUUAGUUUCCAAGUGGCCAAUGGAAUGGACUUCCUAGCUUCCAAAAACUGCGUGCACCGGGACCUGGCCGCAAGAAAUGUGCUGAUCUGUGAGGGGAAGCUGGUGAAGAUCUGUGACUUUGGCCUAGCUAGAGACAUCAUGCGAGAUUCAAAUUACAUCUCCAAAGGCAAUACCUUCUUACCACUGAAAUGGAUGGCACCUGAGAGCAUCUUCAACAACCUUUAUACUACCUUGAGUGAUGUGUGGUCCUUUGGGAUCCUUCUCUGGGAAAUAUUUACUUUGGGUGGGACUCCUUAUCCUGAACUACCCAUGAAUGAGCAAUUCUAUAAUGCUAUCAAACAUGGCUAUCGGAUGUCAAAGCCUACACAUGCAUCUGAUGAAAUUUAUGAGAUCAUGCAGAAAUGCUGGGAGGAGAAAUUUGAAAUCCGACCUUCUUUCUCUCAACUAGUGAUACUCAUGGGGAAUCUGCUGGCAGAGAGCUAUAAGAAGAAGUACCAACAGGUCAACGAAGAAUUCUUGACGAGUGACCACCCCGCUGUUGUCCGCACAAGGCCCAGGAACUUGGGACUUAACAAUUCAAGGUCCACUACCAACUAUAGUGCUGGUUCAGGCUCUGUCCUCUAUACAGCUGUGGAGCAGAAUGGACUGGACAAUGAUUACAUCAUUCCCCUGCCUGACCCUAAACCAGAAGGAGCCAAUGACAUCCCUCAAGAGGCCUCCAGCAGCCGAGCAAGUUCAUCAUUAAAUGAAGCCAACACAUCAUCUACCAUUUCCUGCGACAGCCCUCUGGUCCCACAAGAGGAAGAGGAACAAGCGCCAGAAACAAAGCCAGACUGCUAGGGUUACUAGACCCUCUAUGUGUAUGGUAGGGGAGGGGAAGAAGCUCCAAUCACAAACUAGCACAUCCCUCUCCUUCAUCCCUACUGCAGUGUUAUUGCAGUCUGAUUUAUUUUUUUCCUUCAACCCAAAGCAAAACCCAGGAACUGUAACAUGGAAGAGACUCUUCUGUGGCCAAGAGCAGAUCCAUACUCACCAAUAAGAUUACAACAAAAUCUACACAGUGAAAGGCUAUACUGCAUGGAAUCUUGAGGUUACUCACACUUCUUAAAUGGGACUAUUUUCUCUCCAUUCAUCCAACACAGAAUUCACUUCUCAUUUAUAUUCCCCUCUGCUAACCCAGGAUAUGAGCAUUUAUAUUAAAUCUCACUUUUCACAGCCAUACCACCUCACUGAAAAAGCAAAAUGAAUUUACAGAGAAAAUUAGUCACCUUGUAGUAAAGCAUGUCUCCAUUCUCACAAGCCAAAAAGAAGGCCUCCAGAGGUUCUGUUGGGGCCAUGCUGCCUUUCACAUUCAUCAAGUUUUAUGUGUGAGACCUACAGCUGCUCAAGGAAUUUGCUUCUUAAAAUACUGGAGUAUCAAUUCACACCUUUGAAAACAUACCCUGAAAGCGGGAAUGGUUGGAUGGACAAGGGUGCCAUUUUUUAGCUUGCCAAUGAAACACAGAAAAGUGACUGUGCCACAGUCUCAGCCAAUAUACAAACAUUGAAUGGAUUCUUCAUUCACAGAAGAGAAUACACAAUAUUAUGAGGAAAAUCAACAGAAGCUUAAGUAUUUCAACUGGCUUCUUUACUUCCUUUCCUGGGUUCUUCAGACCUUGUGCUAUGGGCCCAGCACAACAAGAAUGAUGGUACAAUUACAGAUAGCCAUCAGUCCCCAAGAUCUGUUACAGUCUAGAGAGUAGCCCUGAAGCAGCAUCUUUAUAGCCCAAGGGCUUAAAGCAAAUGGAGACAUAGCUAAUGACUCAGCUGUGGCAAUGGCAGGAUAUUCCAUGGCCACAUUUCUCUAUAUGCUGUCUUAUUUACCAUGUCAUGUAUUUAAAGGGGACAAGCCAGAUCGAUCAAAAGCCAGCAUGAAGAUGAAAAAGGGCUAUAAAUGUAUCUCUUUAUGCCAGUCUGCUUGUGAGAAAAGGCUCACUGCGUGGCUGGCAGCAAUAUUUUAACUUGGAAGGUCAGUGAUAAUGGCUGUUGAUGGUACGCUCCUCCUCUCUCUAGUGGGAAGUGGGAGAGUUGACAGGUCUUCUCAAGGGAGAUCCUAGUCAUGCAUAUGACAUGACCUGCAUCUUAUCAGACUCUUAUAGAAUUGUUAAACCAUUUUUAGAGGGGAACUUGGAGGACAGCUGGAUGUCAAGAGGAGGCUUGAAGCACCCCUUUUUAAAACAAGUAGAAUGUGAGGAAAUGAUACUUGGUGGGGCUUUAUUUUGUUUCAGCCUCUCUUCUGCCUUCAUCCUCAUUGGUAGGUCUAUCAGCCAUUCUGCUUUGUUUGUCAUUGGGUCAAUCAAAUGGUUGAACUAGGUAGUAAGUGAGGUUCCUAUGCUAUUUAAACAGAUAAUGAAAAAUUCCUUUCAGUGUGCUGGAGAGCCAAUCUGCACAUCAUGCAAAAUGAGGUAGUACUUCAAACUGCAGAUGGAGAAGUGGGGUCCAUAUUGCUAAAUGUUUCCCCACAUAAAUGAAUGCAACAAGUCAGCACAACAACAAAAGUGUUAACAUUUAUGCACCACCUUUGUGCCCCAAUAUAGGUACCCAAGAUGGCUUUUUAAAAGAAAAUGAUAAUUUUGCAGGAGACAGUAGAUUUAGUGUACUUCCUGAUAUGCUAGUUUAUUGCCUGCAGAGCACAUGUGUAAAAUAUGUGCCCCCCCCCGACCCAAAGUCUGAAGUGGUACACUUCAGAAUGCUCCCACCUCAUUCUCCAUCUUGUGCAGGUCAGCUCUGAGCAAACCUCAGCCAUGGGACCACCUGUUCGAAGAAGGUUUCCCUAACUUGUUUGUUUGUUUGUUUGUUUGCACAUCUGAACCCAAAUGUCUUCUCUACAAUGCUGAAUGUGUAUGCAACUGUAGUUCUACUUUUCAGUGUAUCCCUUUUUUAAAAAAGUUGGGCAAUUAUGCCACCCUUACCACUAUCCCACUCUCAGCACCAUAUCUGUUUUUGCUUAUACAUUUUAGAUUUUAAGAAGAGUGUAUCAUUUAAAAGGAACAAUAUUCUGGUAACAAGAGAGAAUAUUCUAUAAAUCAUGGCCAGUGCAGGGUUAAUCUCUUUCCAAUCCUCCUCAUCAGAUCACACCAUGAAUAGCAUUUUGUUUUCUACCUAGUUACCACCUACUUGAUUACGUUGCCUAUAGUUAGUAUCAACAGGCCUUAGGCUUUAAAACAGCAAUAAUGUAGAGGUUUCUUGGGAGGUAAGACUAUGGUACCAUCAUAUUUUAAUUCUUUGUAGAGUACUAACCACAGGAUGCUCAUAAAUUUCUAAAAUGUUAAGCCCAGGUUAUGGUAAAUUUCUCAGUUUAGGUUACCUUCCUUCCUAGAGAAAGAGUUUCUCUAGUUAAUCAGAACUCUCAUGACACAGUUUGUCUCAGCUUUCCAUCCUGGUGGGCUUUCUGUGAUAUUGAGCCCACCAGGAUACUAUUUCCUGAGAUAUUCCUAGCCAGCUCAGAUAUUUCAUAACCUGAUGCUUCAGUGUAACUUCAUAUAGAAUCUGGCAUUCGCCAUAGAUAACAGAGUGGCUGUUGCUGCAGCUGGGUAGAUAGGCACUAUUAAACCUGAGCUUCCUUGACAAGGAUGAACAACUCAAUUUGCCUUCUGUUCCCCUGAUCUGAAUCUUCUCCCCCCCGCCCCCGCCGCGCCUUCAUGUUUCACAACCUAGUGAGACAAGACAGCUAAGUCUUACUGAUGCUGAUUCCAGCCAGGGCCAGUGGAGCAGCCAAGUGAUAACAUCAAGGUAGGGCCUCACCUGCGCUGAAGCUGUAUCAGCAGCUAUUCUCGCGGUUAAAGUGGCAUGACCUAGAACCAUUUGAACUUGGUUCACUUUCCCCACAGAGGGCCCUCUUGCAGCUACUUUUCCAAACUCUUCAUGAAUCAGUCAGUUGUUAAAUAGUAGACUAGUUAGUAAGAAACAGACAGCAACUCCAACAGUCCCCGGGCAUUCCAUUCACUAACGCCCCCAACCCUAAAAUGGUUCGGGCGGCGGGGGGCGUUGUUUUUGUUUUGUUUUUUAAAUCGCAUGCUGCCAUUCAUUCUGAGUUGCUGUGCCCUGUUUUCCAGUUGGUUCCAGGCCCGGUGAGUUCUGGCUCAUAAAUUUCCAUGCUAAUGGGAGAAACCUGAAUUGCACAGGUUACACUCUGGCAGCUGGCCAGUCUACUAUGGAUGGAGGAGGAGAGACUAAACAAUGAACCCUUCUGUUGCCAUGAAUUCUGUAGCCAUAACUUUUUCUGUGCUUCCUGGAUUGUUUCUUGCAAAGGGGAUUCUGCAUUCUGUCCAAUUUCUAUUAUAACAUUGCUGUCAUUUGGUGUUGCUUGGUUCUAUGUCAUACAUUGUGGUUUUUAAUACGGGCUAGAGGUGAAUCAAAACCAAAAUCCCAGCAUCCUGGCUGAAACAUGGAGUGAAUUUUGGAAUGUCUCAGAUCCAUUUUUGCAAGUUUGGCCACAUCUCUAGGGUAUCUCCCCUGCUUUCUAUAAGAUUUUAGUCUGUAGCUAUUGCAAUGCUACUUGCUCCAAUAUUGCACACUUUCUUUUUAUAGUCAGCCACUACUGCUACGUAGCCAGAGUAUACUGGAGAAAUAUUGUCACAUCACAGUUGUUUUGUUUUUAAAUCUCUGUGUUUUAAAAUGCUUAUGAGAUUAAUGUGUAUACAGUUUGUUGCCUCUGUCUUUUUCUGUUUGAUGGUUGUUUAUUACUAAGUAAGGGAAGUAGAGUAGUGCAGAGUUCUAUUUUUGUUGUUUCUGUGUAAUCCAGAGCACAGUGGACUUUAUUUGCAAUAAAUGAGUUGCCUAGCCGCUCUUCCAAGGGCCGACGGAUCCUUUGUAGAUGCAAGGACGGGAAAUAGAAGUGCAAUUAAGCAAUUGAGUUAAUGGCAGUUGGCCAGUAAUGACAUUUAAAGCCCCUUUCCCAAAGCAUAGUCUCAUCCGCUUUCUGGGAUGGGCAUGUCAUUCCGUAACAAAGUUUAGAAGUCAAUGCACCCUAAAAUAACUCAGUGUAAAUUCAGGGCACAGAAAAAAGAGAAAAAUCAAGUAGGGAUGUGAAAACCGGCUCAAGAUUGAGCCGGUUCGCCAUUGAACCGGUCUGGCUCGACCUCGAGCCGAACCUCCCAAGCCAGCUUAGGGCUGGUUUGGGGGUUCUAAUGUUAAAAAGAAGAAGAAAGAAUUAAACACUCACCGCUGGGUCCAGUGGUCUCUGGGCAGAUUGGUUUUGUGCACACCCCUAGAAUCAAACUGAUUUCCUUUGAGUUAUAAAAUGUUGCAGCCAGUUGCUUAAAAUAGGAUCCCUUUACGGGUCACAUUAUUUACAAGAGAGAAAUUGCAUUUAGAAGCUCAUAUAGUUCACAUUUGUUUUUCCAAAUUUGUUCUAUUUUCACAACUUGUCAUUCACACAAACACAAUAAAGCUUUUAAUCUCUUCUUUGAAGAAAUGUUUAAAGUUUAAAUCAUCGUCAUCAGACUUUGGUGUGAGAAAACAGUGCCAUGAGCAAUAAAUCCAUUAAUAACCAUCCCUGCCCUGACAAGUACUAAUUCUUGAAAUAAGUUAACUUGAUAUCAGUUCAUGGAACUGCUAUACAUGCACAGCAGAGAGAACAUUUCUGGGGAGUGCUAAAGGGGUUGCCUGAAACCCCACUUCAGACACUGUGUUGUACAUGUGAACAGAUCUCUGUACACAUGUACAGUCGUACCUCGCCAACCACAAGGGUUCUGUUCCUGGAAACCCUUGAGGUUGGCGAAUUUGCACUUGAUGAGGUGUAGCAGUGCAUGGGAAACAGGGGGUUAGGGGAAUCGUGGUUCGAAAAGACAGAAAAAAUAAGGUAAAAAUUAGAAAAACUGCCUCUGACCCCCAGAAAUGUCCCCCUGAACCUCCAAAAAUCACCCCAAACCCCCCAAAAUUGCUCUCUGACCCUGGAAAUGACCAGAAAAAAACACCCAAAUUUGAAAAAAAUGUUGCCAAACUGCAGAUUCUCGGGUCAUCAUUGGUGAGGGUGGACACAAUUUCCUAGUCAUGGAUACUCAAAUCUGUCAUUGGGAAAUCCACAGUUGGCAAGGGAUGACUGUACGUGUUUUUGUGUGAAUGACUGUACUUGUGUCCAUUUAAAAAGUGAACCUGGGUACAGGCCCCCUCAAAUGCUGAGUACAGAUAGGAUGUGUAUUGCUGUGCAUGCAGAUCUGUGUGUGUGUGUGUGUUCAUACAGUUAUGAACUGUAUGUGCAUAACUGUGCAUAUAAUGUGUGUAUAAGUGUAUGUGCAUGCAGAUCUGUAUGUGUGUACAUUGCACACAAUUCAUGUGUGCAUUGAACAUAACGUGUGAACAUGGCUUGACUUCUAGGGCUUUGCCAGGGAGCUGGUGGUACUAAAUAAGACAUGAUGGCUAUUUCCCAUUGAAUUUCCAUUCAUAGAGCAAGAUGUGGCUCAACUGUGACUUUUGGCAGUGGCUUCUAGUGAGCCAUUCCACAACAUUUGGGAACAAGCUGAAAGAGUACUGAGGGUAUAUCCAGGGUUGGCUGGAUAUACUAGAUGGUCGCCUAGGGCACCAAGCAGGGUGGGGCACUGACAGCCUGAGUCACAUGCCACACAGCAAGCCAAAAGCAGGGUUGGCCCUCCCUCUAAACAGACCUAGGCAGCUGCCUGGUGCAGCAACCUGUGGGGUGCACUGAUGCACCUAUGCCUCUGUGGGCAUCCCCCACCCGCUUGGGUGCAUGCAUGCAUCUCCCACUGUCCAAGCAAGUGGGCAACCAAGAGGGUACCCUCCAUUCCCUUCACCCAUCCAGCUGCUCACUUGUUCUCCUCACUGCCUUUGCCCACUGCUCCUGCCAUCAUCAUCAUCAUCAUCAUCAUCAUCAUCAUCAUCAUUUUAUAUCCCGCUCUUUCUCCAAGGAGCCCAGAGCGGUGUUCUACAUACUUAAGUUUCUCCUCACAACAACCCUGUGAGGUAGGUUAGGCUGAGAGAAAAGUGACUGGCCCAGAGUCACCCAGCUAGUAUCAUGGCUGAAUGGGAAGCUGAACUCGAGUCUCCCCGGCCCUAGUCCAGCACAUUAUUGUAACACGCCACAGCAGGCUGGCUGCCCAUAAACUGCCGGCAGCAGCAGGAGCAGUGGGCAAAGGCAGCAGAGUGAUGAGGACAGCAGGAGGGUGAGUGGGGGUGUGAUGGGGACCACCCACUCAGACAAAGGGGACCACCUGCCCACCUACUCACCCACCCACCCACCCGAAUGAUGGGAGGCACCUGCUCACAGGGUUGCCAAAACCAAGCUUUGCCUGGGGCACCAGCAAUCCUUGGGCCGGCCCUGGGUAUAGCCAGACCAGCAUUAAAAAAACCAAAAAAGCAUUUGUUAUUGAUAAUAGUUCAUAGAGCUGGGGAACUACACCAAUAUGUCCCUGAUUGCUCCAGCUUUGUUUUUGCUUCCUGAAUAUUACAAACAAUUAGUUUUUCAUCCAGAAGGUACUGUUUGCUAUAAAUCAUCAAUAAAAUGCCCUCUUCCCAUUGACUGUCCUGCUCUCCCAUCCUUAUUAUCUCCCUGCUAGCUGGGCUAAGAGGCACCUUUUAAAAUGGUGGCUUUCAUAUAUCUGAGAGGAGGGGAGCGCCUGUCCCUGUUCAACAGGGGCAGUUGCAAAGCAUCCCUCCAGUGGCUCUUGCUGGUGUCUGCCUGGUGUUUCCUUUUGGAUUAUGGAACCAUUUUCAUAUUUUUGUUUCUUUUGCUAUGUGGCUUGAUAACUUUUUUUUUUUUUGGUUGAAGAGUGGUAUAUAAGUAUUAAGAAUUUCCCUCUUUUAAGAAUUAUAAGCUGAUUUUGUUAAAAUACAUCAGUGCAACAGUUUACCAUAGGCAUUUUCUUCAGCGAAUUUUAAUUUUUGAAGGGUUGUUUGUCCUCUAUAAUUCCAUCUCAAAUAUGGGCCAAACUGCAUGUUACUUCAAAUAUGUGGCUGGCCUUUAUAUGUGCAGUGUUUUUCUCUUAAAUUAACAGAAGUCAGGGGAUUGGGAUUGGGACCAUGGCAUGUGGGCCUGAAUACAACACAUGGCUACCACAAUCCCCAUAAAGACAUGAGCACUGCUUCACACAACCAACCAGGAUGGUUUGCAUUCUUGGCAACACCUAACACACUUAGUGCUCGGAAAUGUGGGCAAGCUGAACUGAAACAAAAUGUGACAAUCAGUGCUAUUUGAGACACCCCCUGAGUUUCCAGGAAUCAUCAGGGCUUAGGGAGAAGAAAAGCAAAGUCUCCUCGGCCAAAUAGGUAGCAGCCCAUUUGUUGAAUAAUCCAAGCACCUACUUUGCUGCAAGCAGUGGCUUAGACAGGUGAUUUUUGGCACAGAAAUAGUGCAGGGGGGAUGUGUUGAAACUCCACACUGCUGUGCCCUUGAGCCUAAGUGCUCCCUGCAAUUUAUUUUUUAAUGAUAAAAGGACCACUUUCGGUCUACCUCUGGGAUAAGCCCAGAGUCAUGUACAGUCUGGCUCAUUUGAUUGAAGUCCAAUGAGAGGUUAUUUGUGUACUGAAGCACUGUGUGGAAAAACUACUAUUUAAAUUUAAAGGGACAACUUCAAAAGAAUACUUCAAGGGUAUAACUGCAUUUUACCAAGGGGAGCAUAUAGUAGGAGGUAGGAGUAGGAAACACUCUAGGAGGAGAAUCAGUAGUUGGAAAGGAGAGCUGUUUAAUCUCUCUGGCACCUGCUGCUUCUGACAUGUAAAAUGCUGCCACCUUCUCCCUCAAUCAAGUUUUCUUCUGGUUUCAGAACCCAGCUGGGAGGAAAAGCAAAACCAGCUGGUGGGUAUUUGAUUGUAGAGGGAAGCUGGUGGGCAGAGGAAGGGCUAAGCAUUUCCUUCCCUCCCAGCAAUUGUCCCCUUCAAAUCCCCAGCUUCAUAUUGUCCUCCUAAUGUGUCGUUCUAGCCCUCCAACUUCUAAUUUGUAAGUGUCUUGGCCAAACGUUUGAUGCACAGAUCACUGAACCCAGACCUCCUGAGCUCUGGACCCAUGCUUUAGUCACCACCCCAGUCCUUGUCACUUGGCAGAGCCAUAGGGACUCUUUCCUAGACAGACAAGUGUUUGAAGAACUAAGGUACCAAAGACUUAACAUUAUCCUAAGUUUACAAGUGUAUGUUAUGAUUCUUAUUAAGCCACAUUUAUAUACAUGAGAUAUUAUUUUUAUGCUGUAAACUUUUCAUAUGUGUUUUAAAGAAAGAUUUUACAAAUUAAAGAAGCUUUGUUUUAAAACCGGG
This is a messenger RNA of Hemicordylus capensis (graceful crag lizard), 12529 nucleotides long. It is a transcript of the gene PDGFRB, whose product is annotated as platelet derived growth factor receptor beta. Bases 878 to 4126 code for a protein of 1082 amino acids. The transcript is spliced from 23 exons. Gene Ontology annotation, cellular component: signaling receptor complex. The record is from RefSeq and is a predicted model, not a curated record. Gene Ontology annotation, molecular function: ATP binding; platelet-derived growth factor binding; platelet-derived growth factor beta-receptor activity. NCBI's taxonomy places the organism in Eukaryota, Metazoa, Chordata, Lepidosauria, Squamata, Cordylidae. Gene Ontology annotation, biological process: angiogenesis; protein phosphorylation; positive regulation of smooth muscle cell migration.